UUCCACAACAAAGAUUUGAUCAUACAAGUAACAAGCCUGCCCACAAGAAUCCUUUACAACACACUCUUCAUCAAUCAAGCCAACCUAUUCUCUCUCUGUUCUUGCACUGCAAAAUAUUAGCACAAUGUCUCUGAUUCCAAGCUUCUUUGGCAACCGCCGGAGCAACGUCUUCGAUCCAUUCUCGUUGGAUAUCUGGGAUCCCUUCGAGGGCUUCCCUUUCUCCACCGCCGCUCGAGAAACCACUGCCAUCGCCAACGCCCGCAUCGACUGGAAAGAGACGCCGGAAUCCCAUGUGUUCAAGGUGGAUGUUCCUGGGUUGAAGAAAGAGGAAGUGAAGGUGGAGGUUGAGGAUGGGAGAAUUCUGCAGAUAAGCGGGGAAAGAAGCAAAGAGCAGGAGGAGAAGAAUGAGAAAUGGCACCGGGUGGAGAGGAGCGGCGGGAAGUUCCUCCGCCGGUUCAGGCUGCCGGAGAAUGCCAAGUUAGAUCAGGUAAAGGCGGGAAUGGAGAAUGGGGUGCUGACAGUGACGGUGCCAAAGGAGGAGGUGAAGAAGGCAGAGGUGAAGGCCAUUGACAUCUCUGGUUGAGCAAUCAAGAUAUAUGAGCAUGAUCGUGUUGAAUAAUAAUGUAAUUGUUGUGGUGUGGUGUUUGCAUGUCAGGAAUUCGUGUAUCUCAGAUUGAAUGAGGUGUGGGUUUAUAUGUUAAUAAAUAAAUAAAAGAUUGUGGUUUUAGGCUCUGUUUUCAAUCAUUAUGAAUGAGAGACGAUGACAAAGAAAGAUAUAUAAA
Sesamum indicum (sesame) is the source of this 782-nucleotide messenger RNA. RefSeq names its product 18.2 kDa class I heat shock protein. Lineage: Eukaryota; Viridiplantae; Streptophyta; Magnoliopsida; Lamiales; Pedaliaceae. The record is from RefSeq and is a predicted model, not a curated record.